Molecule: messenger RNA, 1906 nt
Organism: Centropristis striata (black sea bass)
Lineage: Eukaryota; Metazoa; Chordata; Actinopteri; Perciformes; Serranidae
Product: keratin, type I cytoskeletal 18-like
Exons: 7
Coding region: 113-1435 (440 amino acids)
Biological process (GO): intermediate filament cytoskeleton organization
Cellular component (GO): keratin filament
Molecular function (GO): structural molecule activity
Source: RefSeq, a predicted model, not a curated record
UUCCCCUCUCCUCCUGCCUUGUGUCUGUGAGCUCCCAGUCCUGCCUUCCCAGCCUGUGCUGUUCUCUCUUACUCACAGUCUCUCUCACUGAGUCUCACACUCUCCAGCCACAAUGAAAACCUCCAAGCAAACUACAUACUCUGUGCGUACCUCCACCAGUAGCAGGCCUGCUGCUAUACCAAUCACCCGUUCUGCUCCUGUCUACAAGGCCUUCAGCCACCACGGUGGGGCCGGCGGCGGGACCCGCAUCAGCAUGUCAUCAGCCUCCAGCCUCCGCAGCGGGGUUGGAUCCGGGAUGGGAAUGGGAAUGGGAAUGGGAAUGGGCUCUGGAGCAGGGGGCUUCUCUAGCAGCGUGCAGGUGAGCGGGAAGAGCGCCGACAUCAUGGGCAAUGAGAAGUUUGCCAUGCAGAACCUGAACGACCGUCUGGCCAACUACCUGGAGACUGUGAGGAACCUGGAGCAGGCCAACCUCAAGCUGGAGAUUAAGAUCAAGGAGGCCCUGGAGAAGAGCGGACCGGACUUCAGAGACUACAGCAAGUACCAGGCCAUCCUGGACGACCUGAGGAAGAAGGUGUUUGAUUCCACCACCGACAAUGCCCGCCUGGUUCUCAACAUCGACAACGCUCGCCUGGCGGCCGAUGACUUCAGAGUGAAAUACGAGUCUGAGCUGGCCAUCCGUCAGUCUGUGGAGGCCGACAUCGUCGGUCUGAGGAAGCUCAUCGAUGACACCAACAUGAGCCGCAUGAACCUGGAAAGCGAGAUUGAAUCCCUGAAGGAGGAGCUUAUCCACCUCAAGAAGAACCAUGAAAAUGAAGUUAUGGAGCUUCGUAACCAGAUCGCCCAGUCAGGAGUCCAUGUGGAUGUCGACGCUCCUAAAGGACAGGACCUGGCUCAAUUAAUGGCGGAAAUAAGGGCUAAGUACGAGAAGAUGGCACAGAAGAACCAGGAAGAACUCAAAGCAUGGCACGAAUCUCAGAUAACAGAAGUGCAGUCCCAGGUCACCCAGAACACAGAGGCCCUGAAGGGUGCGCAGACAGAGGUGAAUGACCUGCGCAGACAGCUGCAAACCCUGGAGAUCGAGCUGGAGUCACAGAGGAGCCUGAAAUCCUCUCUGGAGGGCACGCUGAGGGACACAGAGAUGCGUUAUAACAUGGAGAUCGAGGCCCUGAACGGCGUCCUCCUGGGUCUGGAGGCCGAGCUCACACAGCUGCGUAACAACAUCCAGGUGCAGACGCAGGACUACGAAGCCCUGCUCAACACAAAGAUGAAGCUGGAGGUGGAGAUCGCUACAUACAGACGCCUGCUGGAUGGGGAAGGGGACUUUGCGCUCCAAGAUGCUCUGGACCAGAAGUCAGUAAAGAAAGUGAUGACUGUCACACAGACCCUGGUGGACGGCAAGGUGGUCUCCUCCAGCACAGAAACCAAGAAUCUUUAAAUCCCAGAAGCAACCACCUGACACUCCCAACAAUCACUGUCUCUGCAACAUAACACUAACAUGAUUGGCAAAAACCUGUCUGUCUUUCUUUUUACAGCACUAACCGUAACGCUGCAGUUAGUUUGACCUCCUGGGCCUACAGCUGUUCCACAGGCCGAUGAUAGAUAAACUGGAUAAGAGGAAAACUAAAUCAUCUUUUAUUUAUUUCAUCAUGAUUUAUUUAUGUGUUUGUAUGUUGACCUACAGAUGUUUACAAAAGUUCAGAAUUGGAGAACUGUGAGCUUUUUUUUUCUUUUGGAGACAAACGAAUUGAAGACAUUGAAUAUUUCAAAGAAGCAAAAGAGUCCUAAAAAUGCAAAAAAAAUAUUUUUUUUUAUAUUUUAUCAUCUUUGGUUUUCUUUCUGUCCAGUUAAGUCUGCCUGUUGUGCUGUGAUGUUCAGACAUUCCAAUAAAGUCCAUCUGAGAAAUUGA